AUGAAGUGCCUGGCCGUUGUCAUCAUUGCCAUAGUGCUGGAAGUCUGCAAUGCCCAUUUGUGUAUGCUGAGUCCUCCCCAGAGGGGUUCUAUGGUUGGUAUUAACAAGGCUGGAGCCACAGACUGUAUACUGACCACUGCGCGAUGUGGCGGACGGCCAGCGGAAAAGCCUAUCAUGGGAUUGAAAAUGGGUAGCAAUUUUACCGUGACAUUCCAGAAGAAUCUGGAUCACUAUGACAAGGCCACCCCCGGGGCUUUCCAUGUGGCUAUCGGUCAGGAGAGACAGGGAACACAGAUGACCAAUCUGGUCAGUAUUCCGGAUGCUGGCGAGCCAUCAUUGACCCUAUAUUCUGUCAACGUUACCAUUCCAACAGGACUCGUCUCCAGACAACUUUACGUCCUGCAGACGGCUUACGUCACAAACAACAAAGAUGCGCCCGCUGUUUUCUACCAAUGUGCUGACAUCAUCAUUGAGGGAUAA
Molecule: messenger RNA, 480 nt
Organism: Ylistrum balloti
Lineage: Eukaryota; Metazoa; Mollusca; Bivalvia; Pectinida; Pectinidae
Exons: 1
Coding region: 1-480 (159 amino acids)
Source: RefSeq, a predicted model, not a curated record